Molecule: messenger RNA, 1926 nt
Organism: Lytechinus variegatus (green sea urchin)
Lineage: Eukaryota; Metazoa; Echinodermata; Echinoidea; Temnopleuroida; Toxopneustidae
Product: 28S ribosomal protein S6, mitochondrial-like
Exons: 3
Coding region: 16-507 (163 amino acids)
Biological process (GO): translation
Cellular component (GO): mitochondrial small ribosomal subunit; ribosome
Molecular function (GO): structural constituent of ribosome; small ribosomal subunit rRNA binding
Source: RefSeq, a predicted model, not a curated record
ACUCGUGAUCGAUCGAUGGAUCAACGGUAUACGGAAAGGGAUUACGGCUACGUUCAUUUAUCUUUGACUUUGAUUUAUCACGAACAUGCCGGGGUACGAGGUGUCAUUGAUAAUGAGGGUCAUGAGAAGGAAAUGGUAGAUGCAUUGAAGCGAUCACUCACUCAAGUGAUGGAGAAUGGAGGCAUUGUGAGAAAGAUUGAAAACCUUGGAGAAAAGCAGUUACCUUACCGGAUCAGAGCCCAUCGACAGAAUUUUAGCUAUGGACAAUACUUUGUGGUAGACUUUGAUGGCCCGCCUACCGUCAUUGAACCUCUCAAUGAGUACUUCCGCCGUGACAUUGAUAUCAUCCGUCCUAGCAUCCUGAACAGAGCGUCCGAGCAGUGGCCAGAAGACAUGGUCUGUGAAGGACCUCAUGAUGAACGUUAUAACCCAAUGGUAAAGAAUCUGAAGAAACUCAAGGUCAAUGUCUUACAAGAACUGGAAGAUGCCAACGUGAAGUUAUCGUAGCAUUGAUGAUUGUUCAAAAGGUGUAGGAGAGUGCCAUCCAUCCUUGGAAGAUUGAUGCAACAAUUCUGUUGCACUUAUCUGCAGGAACUAGAACUUUCCACUGUGUCAGCAAUGAGCAUUGAGCAUCCACAAGUAUGGUCAUAGAAUGUUAUCUCUUUAUUGUGAUGAGAAGCAUUGCUGUGUUGCGCUCAAAUGUUUUAACUGCUAUUGGCUCCAUCUUUAGACCCAGAACCCAGCUGGUCCUAUUUCUGGAUAAAGCCAUUUGGAAUUUUGGAAAAGCUGCCGUUUGGCUGGAGAAGUCAUGGAGGCCCUUAGUUGCAAUGGAUCCAGUCCACUAUAACCUGAUGGAUAUUAUUUUUGUGAUAUAAGCCACCUUACUAAGUAAAGAAAAACGAAAUGUCUCUUCCAUUUUCAACAUCUUUAAAUUUCAACUUCCUACAUCUGGGGGUGUCGUGAUCUAGAAGGUACGUCUCGUUUUUCAAUCAGAGAGACGUUGGUUCGAAUUUCCGUCAGCAAGAAAUUAACCUACAUCAUGCUGCACUCAACCUAGGUGAGGUGAAUGGGUAUCAGGCUGGAUUACUUCCUUGAAUGCACCAAGCUCCUUUAAUAGCAGGUGGCGAGAAAGCUGGGGAUAGUGUGCCAUUGAAGAGGCAACUAGAUAAUUGGCUUCUCAUAAAUCCUAUAUAUAAGUAUUAAUUUUAUUACCGGUACACAGAAAUGUGAACCAUAACAAAACUUGUAGUAGAUAUUAAAGUCAACCUUACGCAAGUCAAAUGAUCUAAAUUGCAUCAGGGCGUUUUUGCACCGAUGUGGUGUUUGGAAAUGUUUUUCAAAUGAAGUGUUUUUGCACCGACAUGAAGACUUCAGACCAGGGACCUGUCUUACAAAGAGUUGCAAUUGAUCCGAUUUAUCACAACUAUGGAAAGCCAGCAAUGACAAAAUCUGAAAUACAUGUUUGAAAUAUUUUCUAGAUGUGCUGUACAAUUCAUACAUUCAUUGAUUUCUUGAAAAUUCAGAGUUUUUCUUUUUGCUCUCAAAUGACAAUGUGCAAUUUUUUUUAGAAAAUGACAUUGGUGCAUUCCCAAACAGUUGAGGUCGAUGGGAUUAAUUGUUACACUUUGUAAGCUGGGCCCCAGAAUAUGUGAAAUCUGUCACUAAUGUCUUCGUUAUUUUUGUUAGUUUUUUUCAAUUUUGUCAGUCUAACAGAUUUCUCUGGUCCCAUGAGAUUCGACUAAGGCACAGGAACCUGGCUCCCGUAACACAAAAUUUAGCAAUUAAUCGAUGGAUCCUAACGAUUGAUUGUUCAUUGUAGUCAAUGGAAUCAAUCCAUUCCUAAGAUUUGUGUUACUUGCCCGAGUAAAACUAAUGGCAAUCCUUUGUACUUGUUAUGAAAACAUUGACAUUGUUACCAACCAUGUA